This is a messenger RNA of Fusarium proliferatum ET1, 1623 nucleotides long. RefSeq lists its product as uncharacterized. Gene Ontology annotation, biological process: transmembrane transport. The record is from RefSeq and is a predicted model, not a curated record. Gene Ontology annotation, molecular function: transmembrane transporter activity. NCBI's taxonomy places the organism in Eukaryota, Fungi, Ascomycota, Sordariomycetes, Hypocreales, Nectriaceae. The transcript is spliced from 3 exons. Bases 1 to 1623 code for a protein of 540 amino acids.
AUGGACGAAAAGGAAGCCAAAGAUAAGAUGCCGCCAAACAGACCGAGCGUCGACAUGGAAAACACGUCCUCCGACAUAGCCAACGAAAAGACAUAUCCACCAAAGAAAGUCGUCCUACCAACAAUGCUAGCUCUCUUUCUCGUAUUCUUCCUCGUCGCUCUGGACCGCACAAUCAUUGGCACAGCAAUCCCAUCCAUCUCCGCCGAAUUCGACAGCUUUGGCGACAUCGCCUGGUACGAAUCAGCCUUCCUUCUCCCCCUCUGCGUCUUCCAGCUCUCCUUCGGCCUCGUCUUCAAAUACUACUCCACCAAAUGGGUUCUGUUCAUCUUAACCGCCAUAUUCGAAAUCGGGUCUAUUGUUUGUGCUGCUGCACCAAACUCCAAUGCUUUGAUCGUUGGACGAGCUAUCACUGGCAUUGGAGGCGCGGGGAUUGGUUCUGGCGCGUUCGUCUACAUCACGCUGCUGUUUCCUUUGGAGGAGAGACCCAAAUAUCUCGGAUCACUCGGUUCUGCCUUUGGAAUCUCGUCGAUCUUGGGGCCGAUUCUUGGGGGCUAUCUUACCUCUGUUACAUGGCGCUGGUGCUUUUGGAUCAACGUCCCCAUCGGCGGACUUUCACUCAUCCUCCUGUUCAUCUUGGCACCGAAUAGACCACCUCCCAGCGAACCACCCGAGUCAUGGCGUCAAAGAUUCCUUGACCUUGAUCCACUGGGUUUCCUCAUGAUUGCUGGAUCGGUCGUUAGUCUUCUCUUCGCGCUCGAGUAUGGCAAGGAGAACCAACAGUGGACAAGCGGACGCGUCAUCGCUCUCUUUGUCGUCUUUGGUGUUUUGUUCCUCAUCUUCGCAGGCUAUCAGGCUUGGAGGAAGGAAAAAGCAACAGUGCCCCCACGGAUUCUCUUCCAGCGUACAACCUUCUUUGCCUACCUAAACACCCUGGCUAUUGGUUCUAUACUGGUCAUUUACGCGUUUUACCUUCCUGUUUGGUUCCAGGUGGUCAAAGGCAAGUCGCCGCAAGAUUCAGGUAUUGCCCUGAUACCGCUUCUACUAAGUAAUGUGUUCUGUGUAAUUCUCGGUGGUGUUUUGGUUAGCAAGAUUGGAUACUAUACGCCGUUUGCUAUUGCUGGAGCUGCUGUGUUUAUUGUUGGAGCGGCAUUGAUAAGUACCUGGACGGCAGAUGUUACCAAGGCCAAAUGGAUCGGCUAUCAGAUCAUCACAGGAGCAGGCAUGGGCUUGACGCUACAACAACCCGCCAUCGCCGUUCAAACCGUUCUCUCAGAAAGCGACAGCCCGAUUGGCCUUUCAAUCUUGAACUUCUUGACCUUCCUUGGUGGAACAGUGUUUGUCACCGUCUCGCAGACAUUACUUGAAGGACAACUCGAGAGCAAAAUCGCACAGUAUGUUCCUGGAGUUGACAUCAACACGCUUGCAAACAGUGGCGCAACGAAUCUUUGGAAGCUCGUGCCUUCCGACAAAGUCGACUUGGUGUUGAAUGCGUACAACGAUUCGAUGCGGUCUAUCUGGUAUCUUGGCUUGGGCAUGGGAUGUUUUGCUCUGAUUACCUCAUUCGGGUUUGAGUGGAAGAACGUCAAGGCAAAGAAAAUGGCAGGGGCAGCUGCAACUGCAUAG